Molecule: messenger RNA, 973 nt
Organism: Eimeria tenella
Lineage: Eukaryota; Apicomplexa; Conoidasida; Eucoccidiorida; Eimeriidae
Exons: 1
Source: RefSeq, a predicted model, not a curated record
GCUUCUACUGCGAGGCGGGAGCAGCAGUCCCCUCGAGCUGCCCCCCGGGGACUCUGAGUUCGCACUUGCUGCAGCAGCACAGCAGCAGCUGCCGCAGCUGCCCCCCCGGCUUCUACUGCAGCAGCAGCAGCAGCCAAACUGUCUCCGGCGUCUGCAGCGAGGGCUUCUUCUGUGCUGCUGCAGCAGAGUCUCCAACCCCGCAACUCAAAGAAGACAACUCCGCAGGGCCCUGUCCCCGCGGCGCCUACUGCACCAGAGUCUGCUGCUGCUGCUGCUGCUCCUGCUCCUGCUGCUCCUGCUCCUGCUGCUGCUGCUGCUGCUUCGCCGCCGGACUCGUGAGCGAGCGCCCCACUGCCGCCACCGCCGCUGCUGCUGCUGCUGCUGCUGCUGCUGCAGGGGACGGAGCGUCCGCACCUGUGCGGGCCCGGGACCUUUGGAGACAGGCAGCAACUUGCUGCUGCUCACGAGUGCAGCAAAUGCAAAGAGGGACACUUUUGCUCCGCCCUGGGGCUUGCUGCUCCCCAGGGCCUCUGCGCCCCCGGACACCUCUGCCCCACCGGCUCCAAGACGCCCUACGCCGUCCCCUGCAAGUGCGCAUGCAUGCAUGCAUGCAUGCAUGCAUGCAGGAGUGCAUGCAUGCAUGCAGCAGUGCAUGCAUGCAUGCAUGCAGCAGUGCAUGCAUGCACGCAUGCAUGUAUGCAUGCGUGGAGGCGUGCAUGUGUGCGUGCAUGCAUGGUCUCUGGGGAUAACGGGUGCUUGGGUUGGGGCUGGUGCACGCAUGCAUGCAUGCGUGCAUGCGUGCAUGCGUGUGUGCAUGCAUGCAUGCAUGCAGCAGGGGGAGGUGGAUGGGCUGGCGAAGCUGCUGCUACUGCUGCUGCUGCUGCUGCUGCUGCUGCUGCUGCUGGGCUGUGCUCAGGGUGGGGACUUACUGUCCCCAAGGGGCCACUUGGGAGACAGCAUGCCCCGCGGGUAA